AUGACGACGCCCAAGGCGUCGGCGUACCAUGCGCACGAGAGCGAGGCGUCGGCGAUCGCGAUCCAGAUCGAGGCCAAAGAGGGCUCCAUCACGCAGCACGGAUCGUCCGAGACGUCGGCCGUCGGGCGCUUCUUCCGGCGGCUCCUGCCGGCGCUGAGCUCGGCCUUUGUCGCGUCCGUCGCGUACGUGGACCCGGGCAACUUUGCCACCAACAUUCAGAGCGGCUCCAACUACGGCUUUACGCUGCUCUGGGCAUCCUCGUCGCCAACAUCAUGGCGAUGCUCUUCCAGACGCUCUCGGCCAAGCUCGGGCUCGCGACCGGCAAGAACCUCCCCGAG
Messenger RNA from Saprolegnia parasitica CBS 223.65, 338 nucleotides. RefSeq lists its product as hypothetical. The annotation marks the transcript as partial. Gene Ontology annotation, cellular component: membrane. Lineage: Eukaryota; Oomycota; Saprolegniomycetes; Saprolegniales; Saprolegniaceae. The transcript has a single exon. Gene Ontology annotation, biological process: metal ion transport; cellular response to iron ion. Gene Ontology annotation, molecular function: cadmium ion transmembrane transporter activity; manganese ion transmembrane transporter activity. The record is from RefSeq and is a predicted model, not a curated record.